AUGUUCCUCAAACCUCAGACCACGAAAUCCGCACAAAAACAGGCAGGUGCUGAUCCUGCACUGCAGCCCUGGGUCGAGAAAUAUCGUCCAAAGACAAUCGACGAUGUCUCCUCUCAAGAACAUAUCGUAGCUGUGCUUCAAAAGACGCUGACGUCGACCAAUCUCCCUCAUAUGCUAUUCUAUGGACCUCCUGGGACAGGGAAGACCUCGACCAUCCUUGCACUAUCUCGUCAACUCUUCGGUCCAGACAACUUCAAAAACCGCGUACUCGAGCUAAACGCAUCCGACGAACGUGGCAUAACGAUCGUACGAGAGAAAAUCAAGAACUUUGCUCGUCAAACUCCUCGUGCGCAAGCCGUCGCAUCAGACGGCAAAACCUAUCCUUGUCCACCAUACAAAAUCAUCAUACUCGACGAGGCAGACUCGAUGACACACGAUGCCCAAUCCGCAUUGCGUCGUAUCAUGGAGACCUACGCACGAAUCACGCGCUUCUGUUUAGUGUGCAACUACGUGACUCGCAUUAUCGAACCUCUCGCCUCGCGUUGUUCCAAGUUCCGCUUCAGACCGCUUGAUGACUCUGCUACCAAGCUACGCCUCCAGCACAUUGCUGAUGCUGAGAGAGUUCCGGUUAUCCCAGAGGUUGUCAGCACGCUUAUAAACGUUUCAGGCGGUGACCUCCGACGUUCGAUAACAUAUUUACAAUCGGCCUCUCGACUUUCAUCAUCAACAGAUCCUCCAACGGAGAUCACAUCUCAAGAUAUUCAAGAAAUCGCAGGAGUAGUACCAGACCGAGUAGUGAACUCCUUUGGCCGUGUACUCGGUGUAGAUAUCAGCGAUGGCGAUGAAAUGGAUGUAGAUGACGCUAAGAAACGACGGAAAGGCUUUGAAGCUGUCAAAUUCAAAGUAAAGGGUCUUAUACGGGAAGGAUAUUCAGCAUUUCAACUUCUUUCACAACUGCACGACCUAAUCAUUUUACACCCGACGUUGACUGCUAGACAAAAGGCGCGAUGUGCGAUGGUCUUUGCUGAGGCAGACAAAGCAUUAUGCGACGGUGCGGAUGAGGAACUCCAAGUACUUGAAGUUGCCUUACAAGUGCACCAGGCACUGAGUUAA
This is a messenger RNA of Fomitiporia mediterranea MF3/22, 1113 nucleotides long. Its product is annotated as P-loop containing nucleoside triphosphate hydrolase protein. Bases 1 to 1113 code for a protein of 370 amino acids. Gene Ontology annotation, biological process: DNA-templated DNA replication; DNA repair. The transcript has 5 exons. The record is from RefSeq and is a predicted model, not a curated record. Gene Ontology annotation, cellular component: DNA replication factor C complex; nucleus. Lineage: Eukaryota; Fungi; Basidiomycota; Agaricomycetes; Hymenochaetales; Hymenochaetaceae. Gene Ontology annotation, molecular function: DNA binding; DNA clamp loader activity; ATP hydrolysis activity.